GAAAUUUGGAACGCACCGUAAGGGCGGAGGCCAUUUCCAUUAUUACAAGCCACAUAUUUUUGUUUCUUUCCGUUCAACAAAUCCAAUAAAUUUUAUAUAAAUCUAGAUUUAAAUAAAAGUGUUAGCGUAUCAAAACGUGUCAUUGCAGUGUUGAGUAUUUUGGUUGCUCUUUAAAAAAUAAACUAAAAACAUCUGCGAAGUACUUUUAUUUGCCAACUGACGAAUCGUCGAUAUCUUACUAAGCGAAUAAUGAUCCUUGACUCCGUAUAAGUGUUAAUUCGAACUAUUAUUAAAAUAAUAUAAUUGCAUACAAGACGUAAACAUGUCUUCGUUCAACCAUCUCAUCGCUUUUCGACAAGAACUUCUUAUUAUAAAUAAAUAUAGAAUCAUUCGAAGAAUCGGAGGUGGCUCAUUUGGUGAAAUUUUUUUGGGAAUAAACGUUGCCAAUGGCGAGGAGGUUGCUGUUAAGAUAGAAUCGAUGAAGGCGCGGCAUCCACAGCUUCUCUAUGAGAGCCGAGUAUAUAAAAUGCUCCAGGGGGGCAUUGGCAUACCACAUAUCAGAUGGUACGGCUUCGAAAAAGACCACAAUAUCCUCGUGAUGGACCUUCUGGGUCCAUCUCUGGAGGACUUGUUCAACUUUUGUUCGCGUCAAUUCACAAUCAAGACGGUUCUUAUGCUUGCAGAUCAAAUGCUGGGACGCGUGGAAUUCGUCCACUGCAAGUGUUUCAUCCACCGCGACAUAAAGCCGGACAACUUCCUGAUGGGCAUCGGGCGACACUGCAACAAGCUCUACAUGAUCGACUUCGGCCUCGCCAAGAAAUUCAGAGACGUCCGCACUCGCGCUCACAUCGCCUAUCGCGAGGACAAAAACUUAACUGGCACGGCUCGCUAUGCGUCAAUCAACGCUCACCUCGGCAUCGAGCAGUCGCGGCGAGAUGACAUGGAAUCUAUGGGCUACGUACUUAUGUAUUUCAAUAGAGGUUCCCUGCCGUGGCAAGGCUUGAAAGCUAUCACAAAGAAACAAAAAUACGAACGUAUUAGCGAGAAGAAAAUGUCCACACCGGUCGAAGUUUUGUGCAAGGGAUUCCCAGCGGAAUUUUCAAUGUAUUUAAAUUACUGCCGUGGUCUUUGUUUCGAAGAAGCUCCUGAUUACAUGUAUCUUAGACAGCUGUUCCGCAUCCUGUUCCGCACGAUGAACUACCAGUACGACUACACGUUCGACUGGACGAUCCUGCGCCAGCGCAAGCAGCAGAGCACCGAGGCCAGCGCCGCGCCCGCCGACCGGCGCUCGCCCGCCGUGCAGCGCCGCGCGCAGCAGCAGCCCGCGCAGCCGCCGCCCAAGACCGAGUGAAAGAGAUUACGACGUUCGGCAGCCACGGGCGGUCCCGCGAGGAAGCGAGCGCGAUAACUGUGUGUGUGACGGUGUGACGGUGUGACGGUGUGACGGUGUGCCGGUGUGCCGGAGUGCCGGUGUGGUUGUGUGCGAGUGCGUGUGCGUGUGGGCGACCCGCUGCCGACCUCGGCUCGUCGGCGACGUCACGCGACGAGGCCGAGACAGACUUUCUAUUUUAUUACAGAGGCCUUUUAAGUUAACGUCGGCGUAGUGUAUAGUGUCCUUUUGUUUAACGAAAGUGUAUAAAAACUUCGGUGACUAACUUUUUCUGUGAAUGCAGAUAUUGAAUAAUAUACCUAUUUUUUUCAUAUGGGAUUGUAUUAUAUUUUUGGUAAUGUCCUCACCUAUCGAGUAGCAAGUGUUAGGAUCUUCGGAUCAUUUAUUUGCAUUUUUUUUAUAUCGAGAAAAUAAAAAUUCAUUGUAAUGUUUGAAAUAAUGUGACAUUUUGAUUAAUAAUUUAAAAUUUAGGUCUUAUUUUGUCUCAAUAUUUAUUAAGUUCGUCGAUGUUAGUUCUUCCUAAAUAGCUAGAGUUAAUCGGUAUAAUUAGUUAUAUGUCUAAAAUAGUUUUGCAGUGUGCACAGUCGCUUGAGAAAACUCCAAAGUGUGUGUACGUUUUUUUAAUAUAUUUGUAAAGGCGCAUAUUUUUUUAGACGGUCUAAUACAGAUAUAUACAAUUAUAAUAAUACUUCGAUGCGAAUAUUGGCUAAAAACUUUUAAAACACUGAUUACCGGUAUAUGAUAAAUAGGUCUCUUGAUUGAAAUUAAAAAAUGUAAAAAAAAUAAAAAUAGGUUAAUGAAAGUGAAUCCAAUCUUAUGGAAUGCUUCACACACGGCCCAUAUUCAUAGAUGUAAGUUCCAUUGUUUAUAAAUUUCUUUUGUCAUUUGUCAAAUCGUACUCUUGAAAUUGUACAUAGAUAGGUGCGUGUGUGAAGCGUUCUGAAAGAAGUAGGUACAUACAUAUGUAUCGUAUAUUUUAAGUACUACAGAAGAAAAAUGUAAAUACGAAACAUUGUUCAUUUUAACUGUUAUUUUUUUUAAGAACACUUGGAUUUGUCGUGGUUGUGUCGACACGUGACGUCACAAAACACAACUACCCCUUUCGACCGUCAGGUGAUAUUUUUAUAUGAAUUAAAUAUCAAGAUGCUCCUAUAUUAUUAGCUCCCCGAAAUAGAAGACACUUCAAAAGUUAUUAUAUUAUGAAAGUGUGCAUGAUCGAUAUUAUACUGCGAGCAUUUGUAACUUGGGGACAAAAACGACCAUUUACAUCCGUAAAAUGACUGGAAUAUAUAUUGAUCAAAUUUUUAAACUGGUGAUAAUGUGGAUCUCAAUAUUCCUCUUUAAAUCUGCGGUCAAAGGAUACGUUAUUUGGUACAUUAACUUGACGAUGGUUAUUUCGUCUCCAUUUUAAUAUGUUCAUUAUUGCACUUAACUCUAAUAAAUAAUAAUAAACGUG
Vanessa tameamea is the source of this 2846-nucleotide messenger RNA. It is a transcript of the gene CKIalpha, whose product is annotated as casein kinase I-like. The coding region runs from base 323 to 1351 and encodes 342 amino acids. Gene Ontology annotation, molecular function: ATP binding; protein serine/threonine kinase activity. The record is from RefSeq and is a predicted model, not a curated record. NCBI's taxonomy places the organism in Eukaryota, Metazoa, Arthropoda, Insecta, Lepidoptera, Nymphalidae. The transcript has 9 exons. Gene Ontology annotation, cellular component: nucleus; cytoplasm. Gene Ontology annotation, biological process: peptidyl-serine phosphorylation; negative regulation of canonical Wnt signaling pathway; signal transduction.